Molecule: messenger RNA, 861 nt
Organism: Neomonachus schauinslandi (Hawaiian monk seal)
Lineage: Eukaryota; Metazoa; Chordata; Mammalia; Carnivora; Phocidae
Product: neuroendocrine protein 7B2
Exons: 6
Coding region: 31-669 (212 amino acids)
Biological process (GO): regulation of hormone secretion; neuropeptide signaling pathway
Cellular component (GO): secretory granule
Molecular function (GO): enzyme regulator activity
Source: RefSeq, a predicted model, not a curated record
CAGAAUCCUCCCGCUGCCCAUCGGUGAAAAAUGGUCUCCGCGAUGGUUUCUACCAUGCUCUCUGGCCUAGUGUUUUGGCUGACAUUUGGAUGGACUCCAACAUCUGCGUAUAGCCCGAGGAGCCCUGACCGGGUCUCGGAAACAGAUAUCCAGAGGCUGCUCCAUGGCGUUAUGGAGCAGUUGGGCAUUGCCAGACCACGGGUAGAGUAUCCAGCACACCAGGCCAUGAAUCUUGUGGGCCCACAGAGCAUCGAAGGUGGAGCCCAUGAAGGUCUUCAGCACUUGGGUCCUUUUGGCAACAUCCCAAACAUUGUGGCAGAGUUGACUGGUGACAACAUUCCUAAGGACUUUAAUGAAGAUCAGGGCUACCCGGACCCUCCAAAUCCCUGUCCAGCUGGAAAAACAGUAGAUGACGGAUGUCUAGAGAACACCCCCGACACAGCAGAGUUCAGUCGGGAAUUCCAGUUGCACCAGCACCUCUUUGAUCCAGAACAUGACUAUCCAGGCUUGGGCAAGUGGAACAAGAAACUCCUUUAUGAGAAGAUGAAGGGAGGACAGACACGAAGGCGGAGGAGUGUCAAUCCGUAUCUACAAGGACAGAGACUGGACAAUGUGGUCGCCAAGAAGUCGGUCCCCCAUUUUUCAGAUGAGGAUAAGGACCCAGAAUAAAGUGAAGAUGCCGGGUAGGAACCCACACCACCCGUUAGGCCUCAGUACUGCUUAUGCGCACGUGUGAUUAGAGCCCCUGUGAAUGGCAGCAUGUUUCUAAUUUAGACGAGUACGGAUGAAAAGCAGCUGUAUUUUAAUACUGCAUUGUCCUUCACACUGACAGCUCUGCUCUCUACUACUUUUUUCUUUUUA